This is a messenger RNA of Ictidomys tridecemlineatus (thirteen-lined ground squirrel), 4584 nucleotides long. RefSeq names its product major facilitator superfamily domain containing 8 (gene Mfsd8). Gene Ontology annotation, biological process: transmembrane transport. Gene Ontology annotation, cellular component: lysosomal membrane. Lineage: Eukaryota; Metazoa; Chordata; Mammalia; Rodentia; Sciuridae. The record is from RefSeq and is a predicted model, not a curated record. Gene Ontology annotation, molecular function: transmembrane transporter activity.
GGAAGAGGACCGUUCAUCCAACCACAGUCCACUCUUAGUGUCAACUACGCAUCUCAACUACACCCAACACUAUCCAGGCACCUUAAUAUCAACUACAGUUGGCGUCUCAUUUUUCACGACUGUUCAGCAGUGUUUCAAAGACCUGGAGGUUUUCAGCUGUCAAUUACUUCACCAGGACAGACUGCCUUCGUGCGCUCCCCCCGGCAAGCCAAUCCCCUAGCUCCGAUAGGCUCCAACCCUCCGUGACAAGUCCAGGAAACUUUCCCGGGGGACGCCCGGCAGUGCCGGUUCUGAGUCGCGAGCACGUGGGGCGCCGCGGCCGGGCGGCCGGGCAGCGCUGCCCAGCCAGCCGGUCCAGGAGAACUGAGGUCCCACCUCUUCCUGCCGCGGCCGUCCCGAUGUCCAUAGAAUGGAACAUUAUAGAAACCGAAGAGCAUUAUAAGAGCCGAUGGAGAUCUAUUAGGAUUCUGUAUCUUACUAUGUUUCUCAGCAGUGUAGGGUUUUCUAUUGUGAUAAUGUCAAUAUGGCCCUAUCUCCAAAAGAUUGAUCAGACAGCUGAUGCAAGUUUUUUGGGCUGGGUUAUUGCUUCGUUUAGUAUUGGUCAAAUGGUAGCUUCACCUAUAUUUGGUUUAUGGUCUAACCAUAGACCACGGAAAGAACCUCUCGUCAUCUCCAUCUUUAUUUCAGUGGCAGCCAACUGCCUCUAUGCAUAUGUCCACGUUCCAGCUUCUCAUAAUAAAUACUACAUGUUGGCCGCUCGUGGAUUGGUGGGAUUUGGAGCAGGAAAUGUUGCAGUGGUUAGAUCAUAUAUUGCUGGUGCUACUUCCCUUCAGGAAAGGACAAGUUCUAUGGCCAAUACAAGUACGUGUCAAGCAUUAGGAUUUAUUCUAGGUCCAGUUUUUCAGACUUGUUUUGCUCUAAUUGGAGAAAAGGGCGUGACAUGGGAUAUGAUUAAGCUACAGAUAGACAUGUAUACAGCACCAGCUUUACUUAAUGCCUUCGUUGGAGUUUUAAACAUUAUUCUGAUCAUCACUGUGUUAAGAGAACAUCGAGUGGAUGACUCAGGACGACAGUGUAAAAAUAUUAAUUUUGAAGAAGCAAGAAUAGAUGAAGUUCAGGAUUCCCAAGGAAAUAUUGAUCAAGUUGCUGUUGUGGCUACCAAUGUUCUGUUUUUUGUGAUUUUAUUUAUAUUUGCCCUUUUUGAAACAAUCCUUGCUCCAUUGACAAUGGACAUGUAUGCUUGGACUCAAGAACAAGCUGUAUUGUAUAAUGGAAUAAUACUUGCUGCUCUUGGAGUUGAGGCAGUUGUUAUUUUCAUGGGGGUUAAAUUACUUUCCAAAAAGAUUGGUGAGCGAGCUAUUCUACUGGGAGGACUCAUCGUUGUGUGGGUUGGCUUCUUUAUCUUGUUACCUUGGGGAAGUCAGUUCCCCAAAAUACAGUGGGAAGAUUUACAUAAUAAUUCAAUCCCUGAUACCACAUUUGGGGAAAUUAUGAUUGGUUUUUGGAAGUCUGCAAGAGAAUAUCAUAAUGAACGGCCAGUUGGUUGCCCAAUUGAGCAAGCCUGGUGCCUCUACACCCCAGUAAUCCACCUGGCCCAGUUCUUCACAUCAGCUGUGCUGGUUGGAAUAGGCUAUCCAGCCUGUAAUGUUAUGUCUUAUACAUUAUAUUCAAAAAUUCUAGGACCAAAGCCUCAGGGAGUAUAUAUGGGCUGGCUGACAGCUUCUGGAAGUGGAGCCCGGAUUCUUGGGCCUGUGUUCAUCAGUCACGUGUAUACUUACUUGGGGCCACGAUGGGCGUUCAGCCUUGUGUGUGUAAUCGUCCUGCUCACCAUCACACUCCUCGGAGCGGUUUACAAGAGACUCAUUGCCUUUUCUGUAAGAUGUGGGAGGAUUCAGGAGUAAGGUAGCUAAGACUAUGGUGGAACAUUCUUGAUUUGUGUGGCAUUUCCUAGUCGAAAGCUAUGCCCCACAAUUGCUACGAUCCAGUCACCAUAUAUAGGCUGUGGAUACAUUGCACAUUUUGAAAAACAAGAACAUAUGUAAAUAACAGAGGGGAGUCUACAUGCGAUUGUGAAUAGUAGGACACAUAAAACAUUCUGGGUCAUAAUUUUCUAUACUUUUCUUAUUAUGCCCUUUUGGGAUUUCAUGAACUAAACAGCGAGUGGCAGUGGUCUAUAGGUAUGAAAACUACACUCUUAGUACAGACUACAAAAGUCUCAUUAAAAUAAUGAGAGAAUAUACAGUGGAACCAGGACAAGUUCUGUACCAAUUAGCUGUAUUAUAGAAUGAAAUUAUAGAAUUUUUUUAGCCUAAAGAGGUAUUUUAAUUCAAAGACAACUACUUUUUAUUUAUAAAAACACAUUUUCUGUUCAUACAUUUCCUUGCGAAGUAAAAAUCAUGACCCUUAAAUUCUCCAUUUAGCAUGCCUGCCAUCCUUCCUGUCUUGUAUAAAUCUUUAUUGUAAUACUGCAUCUCUGUCUUAUUUUAGUUCAAUAUUUCACUAAACCCUAAAUUGAUGUCAGCAAGAAAAAUGCUAAUAUUUGAAAAAUGAAGAGGUCAAAAUGGAUAUCUUGCCCUUUAGUGGAGUUACACUAUUUAAUUCUUGGAAGUGCUAAUAAUUCACUUUGUAUCCAUGUAUUCAAUAGUACGUGAUUUCUUAAAAUUAUGGCUAUAUCCCAACUCCUUUAAGCUUUAGAGAAAAAUUCACUGUGAUUAAAUAUUGCCCAUCUAAAUUACAAGAGGGAACACAACAGUCCCUUGUCUGCAGAGCUGUUAAAGAGCUAUAGAAUUUUAGUUGGAUUUUAAAUUUGGAUGGGAACUAACAGCCCUGUCAAUUCAGGUUAAUAAGCAUCUGAGCAGAAUGGCUUUCAUCGAACAGUUUAUUGGUACAUAGGAUGCUGGUAAGUUACUAGUACAGAACUGUGCACGUGAUAAUAACAAAACUGCAAAAAAUAGUGGUAAAUAUCCUUCCAAAAGUUUCCUAUUUUACGUUAUAAGCAUUUCCAAAUCUUAAGAAUAAAUACAUAAUCUGCACUUUACAGUAAGAAAUACUCCUCCACCCAAUUUCAUCAGCUCUAAUGGAAGGCUUAAUGUUCUUGAACUCACUGUACAGUUAUGUUUUAGAGAUUUUUCACUCUUCUCCACCUCCCUAGCAGGACUCUGCUUACAGGUCAUCAGCAAGCUUCUGGCAAUUUGGUGAAAUCCUGGAAUCACCUUUACCUUUCAUUCUGAAGCUUCUCAGUUUUUGUCUCACUUUUAAUCAUAAAGAGCAAACUCCACCCUUGGUUUGGGUAGUGUGUGCACGAUGGAUAAUAACAAUAAUGAUAAUUGAUGAAAAUAACGAAUAUUUAUGGAAUUCUUUCCAUAUUCCUGGUAACGUGUAAUUUAUCACAACUAUUCUAUAGGGUGAAGAUACUAUUAUUCCCAUUUUAGAGAUGGAAGAUUGAAGGCAUAGAGAAGUUACUUGUCUAGGUGUUUCGUCUAGUUCUUAACCACUAUAUUUUUCAUAAGGGAAAAUAACUAUGAAGUUGGAUUAUUAAUAGAUUACUAAUUGUGAGGUAAAUUAAGUUACCUGUCCCAGUGACUUUUGUUAGCAGAAAUAUUUGGCAAACAAUUAACACCUCUCCACCAGAAUUUUAUCAUAAAACAUGAAUAUGACAAGAAAAAUUCCCAGCUUCUAAAGUUAUUCUUUGAUUACAAUUCAGAUAAACUAUAACCUUGCAAAACUGACUGCCACCUUCUUUUUUUUUUUUUUAAAGAGAGAGUGAGAGAGAGGGGGACAGAGAGAGAGAGAAUUUUUAAUACUUAUUUAUUUUUUCUUGGUUCUCGGCGGACACAACAUCUUUGUAUGUGGUGCUGAGGAUCGAACCCGGGCCGCACGCACACCAGGCGAGCGCGCUACCGCUUGAGCCACAUCCCCAGCCCCUGCCACCUUCUUUUUUAUUGACAGUGCUUUCUUGAUCUAACACCAAAGAUAGGGCAAUAACGGGUUUUGGGAAAGAACAGGGAGGUGGUUUGAGAAAUAAUUAAAUAACUUAGUUUAACUCUUCCAUUGGACAAAAUGAGUAUAAAUUAAAGAUGAUGUAGAGUCCUUAAAUUAUGAAAAACUAGGAGUGGUUUACAUUGCCAGGCAUGGUGGCAUAUGCAUUUUAUAAUCCCAGCAACUUGGGAGGCCAAGGCAGGAAGAUUGAAAGUUUCAGACCAACCUGGGCAAUUUGGCAAGAUCCUGUCUCAAAACAAAAAGUGCUAAGAAUGUGGCUCAGUGGCAGAGCACCGUGGGUUCAAUGCCCAGUAGCAGGAAAAAACAAAAGAACAUAUUUAGAAAAAGAUAUUUUUGAAGACCUAAGCAUAUUUUGAGUGGAUUUAUAACUUCAUAAAAUAUUCUAUUUUGCUAAGCUUGUCUUGUAUUUUCUUACAUAAGGUGAAAUAAAGUUUAUAACUUUUUUAUCUGGACAAGGAUAAACUAUUUGCAUCUGUUCAAGAAUUAAUUUAUUUUGAGAAGAAAUUCUGUGUACUAUUGUAGAUUCAUAUGUAAUUUUGUCUGUUGUAUUGUGAAUGUUCACUUUCUAAUAAACAAAUUAUUGUA